ACUUUUUUAACAACAAUUAUAACCUCUAAGUAAGAUAACAAUUGUUAGUUCCGGAUUUGUUAUUUUAUCGAGUAGUUGAUAUAAGUUUUAAAGAUGUUUGCUAGAUUGGUCUCUAACAUUUUUAAUGCAUUGCCAGGUAACAAAUUGGUUAUGGAUAGCAAUGGGUUCGCUCGAUUCUUGGAUUUAGCACUUGGACCGAAUCAGUGUCAAAGGAAUUUUGCAUCGAAAACAAAAUUCUUCUAUAUGACAAAACCGAGGUAUAAUUUUCCAAAACCUUCCGAAUACAAACGCGUUACGAGAUUAGGGUGGCAUGCAAGAAUGUCAACGCCUGAAGGUAGAAGAAUUCUUAUGAGAAGAAUAUUAAAAGGCAAACAUGUCUUGAGUCAUUAACUUUAUUGCGUUUGUUAAUUUAAUAUUAUACAAUAUUAAUAAAGAUUAUGUUAAGAGAU
Messenger RNA from Polistes canadensis, 449 nucleotides. RefSeq lists its product as uncharacterized. The transcript has 2 exons. Gene Ontology annotation, biological process: translation. Gene Ontology annotation, molecular function: structural constituent of ribosome. The record is from RefSeq and is a predicted model, not a curated record. Bases 94 to 390 code for a protein of 98 amino acids. Gene Ontology annotation, cellular component: ribosome; mitochondrial large ribosomal subunit. NCBI's taxonomy places the organism in Eukaryota, Metazoa, Arthropoda, Insecta, Hymenoptera, Vespidae.